Messenger RNA from Seminavis robusta, 1368 nucleotides. The record is from the annotation of a GenBank genome assembly. Lineage: Eukaryota; Bacillariophyta; Bacillariophyceae; Naviculales; Naviculaceae.
UACCUGGUACCGGUACCGGUACCUUGUGAAAACACCACUUGGAUCCAAGACUCAGACCCAACCACACCGGAUCGUCCCUUCAUUCUUUUUCCAACCACAACUGUAUCCAAUCAUGCCUUCUAUCGUCUUCAAGAAAACCUUCAAGGACAAGGAGCACAGCGUCCGCAACGAGAAAGGGCUCUCCUUCCAUGGCACGUCCGUUACCAAGGCUUUGAUUGGACACGUCAACGAUGCUCUUCUCACGCUUCCUGUCGUUACGGAACAUGGAGACAACAAACCUCUUCAGUUCCAAUGGAACGGCAAGCACUGGUACGCCAAGAUGAACCACGCCUUCCAAAAGACGCACGAAGAGGAUGCCGUGGCCGAAGUGUUGGAUGUCAUGCAAGCCAUGGGAUGGAAAUUUCAGUUCCAAUACGACACGGAAUUUACGUCCGAGAAGAUAUUUGGGAGCGACACGGAAACGAGCAACGAGUUGUGGGUCUUCCACAAGGAACCAGAAUGUUAUCAAGUCUUUAAAGAGACAGCCGAUAUGAAAGUUGGUAUCGGUUGUAGGAAGGACGAUACCAGUGGUUUGAUUUAUGUCUCCAGCGUAGCUCCAGGCUCCAUUUUUGAGUCAACCGGAAUUCAAGUGGGCGCCCCUAUCCUCAGCAUCAAUGGAGUUCCCUGCAAAGGCAAGCAGCUGACGGAAGCUGUUCGCCUUAUUACUUCCAAGGCAGGGCCCGUCAAAGUCAUGACUUACUACUAGCUAGAGCUUUCUACCAAGACACGACAAAAGCAAGAAUAAUAUGGUAGCAACCAUUCAACAGCCAUUCCAAGAUAGUAAUGACAAGCCAUUCAAAGUGCAGACGGCUUUAAUCACUCAUGAGUAUACAAAGUAGAGCAACCUACCGUGCCAUUUUGCUUCAUUGGAGGGGGCACAACUGGUACCGAGGAAGCGAGGACCAAACGAGGACCAACUUUUAUGGUUCUGGCUACGGUAGAAGCACCUUUUCGAUGGUUUUCGCCUUUUGUGCAUCUCAUGACUCUUCGUUGGACUAGCUAGUGUGCCGGUACGAUACAUGAUUGGCUUGAGGUUCAAAGUUUGUUUGCUUUCGCCACAGCAAUCGUACUGUACACAGAGUCUCGUUGCCACUGAAUAUGGAAGGCUUGACUGAUUCCCGGAUGCACCUCCCGCGGGGUGGGAUCUUCUCCCCGCGGCGAGGUUUCCCCAUUUCAAAAGAUAGAUCAUGAGCUUUGUAUUUAUACGAACCUUUCUCUUUGCUUCUUGGCAUGAUAGUACAUGACAUGACAUUCUGCAAUGCGGAUAGUAGCUAUAGAAGCACUGACAUCAACCAACGAAUCAAUUCAAAAUCAAAGGACUGGUCCGUC